Molecule: messenger RNA, 2296 nt
Organism: Trichosurus vulpecula (common brushtail)
Lineage: Eukaryota; Metazoa; Chordata; Mammalia; Diprotodontia; Phalangeridae
Gene: TMEM35A
Product: transmembrane protein 35A
Exons: 2
Coding region: 153-647 (164 amino acids)
Biological process (GO): chaperone-mediated protein complex assembly; positive regulation of protein localization to cell surface
Cellular component (GO): endoplasmic reticulum
Molecular function (GO): acetylcholine receptor regulator activity
Source: RefSeq, a predicted model, not a curated record
GUCAUCCUCCCUAGCAGCCUAGCAGACUGCCGCUGCUGCUGUCUGGGCAGCCUUCCUCCUGCCUCCACCCCUUCGGUGGUUACUGGCUGGCUCGGGGCCAGCCAGGGAGCCCCAAGAGAAAGGAGCCGGGAGGAUCUGCCCCUCCUGUCCCGAUGGCCUCCCCCAGGACAGUCACCAUUGUGGCCCUCUCCGUGGCCCUGGGGCUCUUCUUUGUCUUCAUGGGGACCAUCAAGUUGACCCCCAGGCUCAGCAAAGAUGCCUACAGCGAGAUGAAACGUGCCUACAAGAGUUACGUCCGGGCCCUGCCACUGCUGAAGAAAAUGGGCGUGACUUCCAUCGCUCUUCGAAAAAGCAUCGGAACCCUGGAAGUGAUCUGUGGCGUCAUCAUGACCGUGGUCCCUGGCCGUCCCAAAGAUGUCGCCAAUUUCUUCCUCCUCUUGUUGGUGUUGGUUGUCCUCUUCUUCCACCAGCUGGUUGGUGAUCCCCUUAAGCGAUAUGCCCACGCCCUGGUCUUUGGGAUCUUGCUCACCUGCCGCCUGCUGAUUGCCCGCCAGCCUGAGGAACAGCUUAUUGAGAGGAAGGCCUCCUCCAGGGGUGGUGAGGGGCAGGGCGCUCCCCACAAGAAGGUCAAGGUCAAAGUGUCGUAAGGAAGCAGCCCUACAUGGUGGACCUUCCAGGCAGCUUCCUCUGAGUAGCCCGGGAAGAUCUCAGUGCAUUCUGUUCCUUUUUGUUUCUUAAUUGAUUGCUUUUCUGGGAAAGGGGGACCUAAUAUGCCACAUAGUGGUCCUGAUGUCUGUGUUCCCCUAUGCCCUAAAAUUAGCUCCUGACCCAGCCAUAGACCCACCACCUUUUAUCAUGCCUACAUCUGGCUGCAUGUACAUGUGUGUAAGAUUACUUCUCAGGUGUUUGUGUGGCAUAGAUUCCAGCAAGUACUGUUUGGGGGGGGAGGGGAAUGGUGUGUGUGUGGAGAUGUGUGCUUGACUUACGUGUGUAUAGAUGUGAAUGCAGGAGGAGAAGGCUUUGGUCUCAGCCCAAUCCUCUACAGAGAAUCCUCACUUUAUGUACCAGGUGCAUCCUAGCAAAGGUGAAGACAGAUCGAUAUGGCUGCCCCUACAUGAUGGCCGGCAGCGUACAGCUUGGAGGGCCAUGUAGCACUUCCCCAACUUGGCUGACUCUGGGUUCUUUCCUCUGCCACCCGUCCCCAUAUUCCAGGAGUGGCUUCUCUAGCUGGAAAUCCCCCGACAUUACAAUGGACUUCAGAGGACUGGAUCUUUCCCUUUGGGCUUCCAGCACACACUUUCCCAGCAGGUGUCUCUAACUAAUCUUGCCCCGUACACAAUUCCAUAACUCUAAGGUGUUGGAUGAUGUAAAGUUAAUCAGCCUCCUCCUUCACCCAUUGUGCAAACUGGAAAGCCUAAAUACUGAGUUAACUUAGAACCAGGGGCACCUGCAAUGAGCACAAAAUCAAAUCCUGUCAUAAUGGAGAAAUCAGAGGUUCAUAGAUUUUGAGGUGGGAGGGACGUCGGUGAUCACUCUAAGUCCCUUACUGAGCAAAUGAGGAAAGCCCUGAAGGUUCCAGUGACUUGUCCAAGGUUACACAGCUCCGAAGCCCUUUCGAUCCAAAUUCCAUUCCUCUCAUUGUACCCCAUGGCCCAGUCCAAGCCCCCCAAGCCCGAAUGACUACAGAGUCGCCAGCCCGAGCAGCCAAUUUUUCUCCAGACACUGGUGUCUGACUUUGCUAAUCCCAAAGCUGCCUUGCUUCAAGCUUGCUCAGCCACCAAUCAGGGUUUUGCUUCUGCUCGGUCUGCUUGGCUCUCGUAGCUGAGGGAGCAGGAGGGGGACCUGUUCGAUGUCUGUGCACCUCAAGCCCCAGCUGUGCUUCUCCCCAACUCAUCCCCAAAGUGCCCAAGCGAAGCUCUAACUUCUUGCCAAACAGAAGCCCCCUUCUUACUGAUCUUGCACUGAGGUUAAACUGGGUCCAGGUUUGCUACUAGGAGCAGUGUCCUGACCCGUCCCUCCAUCUAUAUCUCUCUUCACUAGACGGGGAGUGUGUGAAAAGAUGCCAGUUGAGCUGAGCAGUCUGUGCAAUUGCUUCCUUUGAUGGAAACUGCUGGCUUUCUUGGAUGUUGGUCAACCAGUUUGGUUUUUGCUGGUUUGGGGGUUGUUAUGCCAGGGAAGGGGAAGAAUGGGAUUGUCAUUUUGGAAAAAAGUGUCACCAUUCUUGGUAAAUGGCUCCCUCCCCUCUCCCCUUUUUGUCUCAUACUUUCCAAAUAAACUUUUAGAAAUUUGAAGGAGA